Messenger RNA from Amoebophrya sp. A25, 1563 nucleotides. The record is from the annotation of a GenBank genome assembly. NCBI's taxonomy places the organism in Eukaryota, Dinophyceae, Syndiniales, Amoebophryaceae.
GGGACUGAUCCAUCGAUUCUGGAAGUUCCUGCGAACCUCGCCAAGAGCGCUUAUGAAAUAGAGAGGACGAGUCUUAUUCCUACGCUCGAUUGAUCAUCCACCUAUCAGAGGCGAAGAGAAGGCUUCUCAUAUAUCAGAGCGCUUGACUUUAGAGCUCAAAACAUUUCACUUCUUACGGUCAUUUCUUCAGAUAUCCAAGAAGGAAUCGAAGGAGAAGAACCUGUGGACAGGGAAUGGCUUGGGCCUUUUUUUAGAUAGAUCAUGAGGGGUGGACGUCGAGUAAAACAAUACAUAGUGGAUCUUUGUCCUGUAUGUCUAGAUCUAGUGCUAAGCUAAGGGUCAGAAAAAGGCAGAGCUGACCAAGGGGGGCUGAAGAUCUAGUAUCUUUCCCCGAAUCAAUGAGAAAAAUAGUUUAACUUAGACUAAGUAACAAACGCCGUCGGUCAAAAGUGUCUAACUAACCCCUUCGGUCAAUGAAUGCGGGUUCCAAUGGAGUUGGAAGUCCCGGUGCUUCGCCUCCGUAUGACGUGAGGAAUACCCGGCUUUGCGUCGUCAUGCCCAACAUUCCGUCCCCACCGGCGUCAGGACAUAGGGACUACUAUCUUUACGAGGACAGCGAUAUAUUAUAGUUAGAUAGCGUCACGACAUAGGGACUACUAUCUUUACGACAGCGAGGUAAUAUAAUAGAAGCAAAGUAAAGAAAAGUAGCCGGUUAGUUUUCCCUCAUUUUCAUCCUAGGUUAGUCCCUCCAAUCAAUAAGAUUUAGAAGCAAAGUAUUUGAACACUCACAGAACAGGGUUAGUACAGAAGUUGCACCCAGAUUUAUGGGAGCACUCACUCUCACUUCAUGCUUUGACUUUUGUUUUUGUUUACUUUGGCUUUGAGGAGUUUGAAUUUGAAGCGACAUAUUAUACAUAGUACAACAGAAGUCUCUGUUUUUGACUUGUACUUUAAAUCUUAUGUCGUACUGGACAUAAGGAGCACUGGACUUAUCUCAAGUAGGAACUGGGCAUGAGGACUAGUGCUUUAUUUGUUAGGAAGGACAUAAGGACCACCGGGACGUGCUGGGACUGUGACACCGAAACCGAAUCGCAGGAACUACAUGACCUUCUCGUGCGAUAUUGAUCCUCCAUACUCCCUUGCUCUUGCUCUUUAGCAUAUGUCGUUAGUAAAAUGCCUCUUUAGUAAAAGUCUUUAGUAAAGGUUAGUCAAAAGGUCUUUAGUAAAGGUUAGUAAAGGUCUUUAGUAUAAAGGAUACAUAGUAAUAAAGGUCUUCAACAAAGGUGAGGAACUGAAUAGCCAGGACGACCUGACUAGUCAACUCAAAACCAGCCACAACGUCCAGACUCAACACAGCAACGCCGAUCGUCAUAGAGCUUAAACCCGUAACCAAUUACGUUCCCUCAACUACGUGUACGCUCAGCUCCUUGGUGCGAACCAGGGUUCUUCCUUACACUCACUGGAAGCACAGUGUAAGUACAGUUGUGAAUCAUUCCACUCUAUCAAGAUCAACUGCAUCUAACUUUUUGUCGAGGUGGGCGCUACUGGUCAUGGUACACAGAU